Molecule: messenger RNA, 7232 nt
Organism: Clupea harengus (Atlantic herring)
Lineage: Eukaryota; Metazoa; Chordata; Actinopteri; Clupeiformes; Clupeidae
Gene: col14a1b
Product: collagen alpha-1(XIV) chain
Exons: 48
Coding region: 130-5787 (1885 amino acids)
Cellular component (GO): interstitial matrix
Molecular function (GO): protein binding
Source: RefSeq, a predicted model, not a curated record
AGUUUAGCUCGAGCAGCCCGCGGUGACAGAGGCUCAAGGUGCAGCGGACAAGACAUUUCUGUUACUGCAUUUUGGAACCUAUGUAUUAAACAGAAGGACCUGAGCUUGGUGCCCAUUGAGUCGACAAAGAUGCAGAUGACAGGGUUCAGCUCUGUGCUGAUUCUGGCUUCAGUAUGGCUUGUUCCCCUGCCGGUGCGGGGUCAAGUUUCAUCCCCACGAAGAUUACGUUUUAAGGUAUUGGGCACAGACCAACUCGGUGUGUCUUGGAAAGAGCCAAAAGGAGAUUUUGAUGGCUAUAAGUUGAUCUAUAGCAAAGAAUCAGGAGGAGAGGUGAGGGUAAUUCAGGUGCCUAAGAAUGAGGGGAAGGCUGUGAUAGAGAACUUUGACCGUGCCCAGGAGUACAACUUCAAAGUUGUUGCUCUUAGUGGGAACAAGGAGAGCAAACCACUGGUGGGACAAUACAAGGCACAGGGAACAGAUGCAAACAAUGACAUUGUGCAGCCACAGAAACAGAAAGACCCUGCGACUACUGAGGAGGACAAUGAGAUAAGAGAAGUGGACCUGUUCACGUGUAGUAUACCGGCCACUGCAGACAUUGUGAUCCUGGUGGACGGCUCCUGGAGUAUUGGCCGCAUUAACUUCCGUCUGGUCCGGGCGUUUCUGGAGAACCUGGUCAGCGCUUUCUCAGUGAGCUCAGACAAGACCAGAAUUGGUCUGGCUCAGUACAGCGGUGACCCGCGGAUUGAGUGGCAUCUGAAUGCCCACACGACCAAAGAGUCUGUGAUUGACGCUGUGAAGAACCUACCAUACAAAGGAGGCAACACACUCACUGGCCUUGCACUGACGUACAUGUUGGAGAACAGUUUCAAGCCAGAGUCAGGCGCCAGGACGGGCAUUCCCAAAAUCGGCAUCCUGAUCACCGAUGGGAAAUCACAGGAUGAUGUGCAGCCUCCGGCCCAGAGUCUCCGAAAUGCCGGAAUAGAGCUGUUUGCCAUUGGUGUGAAGAAUGCGGACGAAAAUGAGCUGAAGGCCAUCGCCUCCCCUCCUAAGGAGACCCACAUGUACAACGUGGCGGACUUCGGCGACAUGAGCAGCAUCGUGGAGAGCCUCACCCGUACCAUCUGUGACCGCGUUGAGCAGCUCAACAAGGACAUCAAAGGCAAGCAGAAGAGAAGAAAAGGGGCCUGCUGCCCGGCUCCCCCCCGUGACCUGGUGACCUCUGAGGUGACAGCCCGGAGCUUCAGAGUCACCUGGACACACGCGCCUGGUGCGGUAGAGAAGUAUCGCGUGGUGUACUACCCUGCUAAAGGAGACAAGCCAGAGGAGGUGGUGGUGAAAGGCAGUGAAAACACGGUGGUGCUACGCUACCUGAACUCCCUGACCGAGUACCAGGUGGCCCUGUUCGCAGUCUACAGCAACACUGCCAGCGAAGCUCUCCGGGGCACAGAGACAACACUUGCCUUGCCCAUGGUGGGCGACCUGGAGCUCUUCGAUGUCACGCACAACAGCAUGAUCGCCCGCUGGAGAGGAGCGGCGGGCGCUUCGGGGUACAUGAUCCUCUACGCCCCUCUCACAGAGGGGGAGUCCGCCGACGAGAAAGAGGUGAAAGUGGCAGAGAGUGUCACAGAGGUCGAGCUUGAGGGUCUGACCCCAGACACUGAGUACACCGUGACUGUCUACGCCAUGUACGGAGACGACGCCAGUGACCCUAUGACCGGCCAGGAGAUCACAUUGCCACUCUCCCCGGCACGUAACCUCCGCAUCACAGAUGUCAACCACACCUCAGGUCGGCUGACUUGGGAUGAAGCUUCCAGGAAGGUCAGAGGUUACCGCAUCGUGUAUGUGAAGUCCAGGGGUGCACAGAGCAGCGAGUUUGAGGUGGGCCGCAUCACCAGCCACCUCCUGCAGAACCUGACCUCUCUGACGGAGUACGCAGUGGCCAUCUACGCCAUGUAUGAAGAGGGUCAGGCUGAGGCUCUCAAAGGCAGCUUCACCACCAAGACUGUUCCUGAGCCUCUGAACGGGCGAACCAAAGAGGUCAGCUACAACAGCUUCAGAGUCAGCUGGCAGCACCCUGCCACAGAUGUCGUCCUUUACAAGCUCUUGUGGGGAGAGAGUGAUGGCGACGGAGACGUUGAAGAGGUGUUGGUGAAUUCCCAAACAAACACCUAUCUGGUGACUGGCCUAAAGCCCCUCACCGAGUACGAGGUGUCUCUCUCCGGAAUAUACAAAGAUGAAUCAGAGAGCGAAUCAGUCAUCCUUCUGGAAACCACUGCGGCAGGAACCACAACCAUCAGAACCACCACUACAAUAGCUGCAGUGGUGCGUCAGGCUGUGAGGAACGUGCAGAUCAGUGAGCAGACCACCUUCAGCUUCCGCGUCUCCUGGGAGCUCCAGGACCCCAACGUCCGUCAGUACCGCAUCUCCUACGUGACCAGGCAAGGGGACCGCGCAGAGGAGGUGACCAUGGUUCCAAGUCAACAGAAGAGCCUUCUGCUUCAGUCUCUGCUGUCAGACACUGAGUACCAAGUCACCGUCACCCCCGUGUACGCAGAUGGACCGGGCCCCGUAAUGACCCGCGUGGGUCGCACCCUGCCUCUGACUUCGCCUAGGAACCUAAGAGUGUCUGAGGAGUGGUAUAACCGUUUCCGAAUCACCUGGGAUACACCCCCAUCACCCACCAUGGGAUACAGAAUUGUCUACCAGCCCACCUCUGGCCCAGGGCGCGCCCUGGAGACGUUUGUGGGUGAAGACGUGAACACCAUUCUGAUCCUCAACCUGCUCUCCGGCACUGAGUACAGCGUCAAAGUCAUCGCCUCAUACACCACAGGCUCCAGCGAGGCGCUCAUUGGGAACGCCAAGACAUUGUACCUGGGCGUGACCAACCUGAAGACCUACCAGGUGCGGACCACCAGCAUGUGUACCCAAUGGCAGCCACAUCGCCAUGCCACCCUGUACCGCAUCAUGCUCGAGUCUCUUGUUAAUGGAGAGAGACAGGAAGCGUCACUGGGAGGUGGGGCAUCCAGACACUGCUUCAGCAACCUGUCGCCCAACACGGAGUACAAGAUCAGCAUCUAUGCCCAGAUGCAGGAGGCUGAGGGCCCAGCUGUCACCACCACCCAGAAGACAUUCCCCCUGCCUACCGCAGCUCCAACAAGACCCCCCACCACUCCACCUCCUCCCACUGUGCCCCAGGCCAAAGAAGUUUGUAAAGCUGCCAAGGCCGAUCUCGUCUUCUUGGUGGAUGGCUCCUGGAGUAUUGGCGAUGACAACUUCCAUAAGAUCAUCCGCUUCCUGCACAGCACGACUGGGGCGCUCGACCAGAUCGGCCCAGAUGGCACACAGGUGGCAAUUGCUCAGUUCAGCGACGAUGCCAGGACGGAGUUUAAACUCAACUCGUAUAACAACAAGGAACGGCUGCUGGAGGCAAUUCAGCGCAUCGCUUACAAAGGAGGCAACACCAAAACAGGGAAAGCCAUACAGCACGUAAAGGACACCAUCUUUACUGCAGAGGGGGGUAUCAGGAGGGCCGUCCCCAAAGUGCUAGUGGUCCUCACCGAUGGACGCUCCCAGGACGACGUCCACAAGGUCUCCAAGGAGAUGCAGAUUGAAGGUUACAUUGUUUUUGCCAUCGGGUUUGCGGACGCCGACUAUGGGGAGUUGGUGAGCAUUGCCAGCAAGCCUAGUGAGAGGCAUGUAUUCUUUGUGGACGACUUGGAUGCUUUCCAGAAGAUUGAGGAAAAGCUAGUGACAUUCGUGUGCGAAUCUGCAUCUGCAACUUGCCCAUCUGUGCCAAUGAGAGGCAGCACUAUGCCAGGCUUUAGGAUGAUGGAGGUGUUUGGGCUGACAGAACAACAAUACGGUAACCUUGACGGUGUGUCCAUGGAGCCCGGCACAUUUAACAGCUUCCCCUGCUACAAGCUUCACAAGGAUGCCUUCAUUGUCCAGCCCACCAGGUACAUCCACCCAGAGGGCCUGCCGUCUGACUACACCAUCUCCAUGCUGUUCCGCCUGCUCCCUGAAACGCCAGAAGAGCCUUUUGCUUUAUGGGAGAUCCUCAACAAAGACAAUGAGCCGAUUGUUGGUGUAAUUCUAGACCAUGGCGGGAAGACUCUCACUUUCUUCAACAACGACUACAGAGGGGAGUUCCAGACCGUCACCUUUGAGGGGCCCCAGAUCAAGAAGCUAUUCUUUGGCAAUUUCCACAAGCUCCACCUAGUUGUCAGCAAGACCACAGUCAAGGCCAUGAUUGACUGUAAACUGGUGGGCGAGAGGCCGGUAAACGCGGCAGGGAACAUCACCACAGACGGAGUGGAGGUGCUGGGGAGGAUGGUGCGCUCCAGGAGUCAAAAGGACAAUUCAGCACCGUUCCAGCUCCAGUCCUUCGAAAUUGUCUGCAGCACAUCCUGGGCCAGCCGGGACAGGUGCUGUGAUCUCCCAGCCCUGAGAAAGGAGGAAGAUUGCCCUGCUCUUCCCCGCUCCUGCACCUGCACACAGGACAGCAAAGGCCCCCCUGGAUCCCCUGGACCUCCUGGUGGCCCUGGAAUAAGAGGAGCGAGAGGGGAACGAGGGGAACCUGGCCCUGUGGGGCUUGCUGGGCCAGUGGGAGAUGCAGGACUCGCAGGGACUCAGGGACCCCCUGGCCCACAGGGACCAAGUGGAAGAACCAUCAUUGGGCCCCAGGGUGGUCCUGGUGAACGUGGUCAGAAAGGAGAUGGAGGCCCACCUGGACCUCAGGGCAACCCAGGAACAACAGGACCACGUGGCGGUGCAGGACCACCUGGCCCGAGGGGUCAGACUGGCAAAGAUGGAUCUCAAGGACGACAAGGUCCAUCAGGGACCAUUGGUGGGCCAGGAAAUCCAGGGGCGCCAGGCCAAAAUGGACCACCUGGACCUUUAGGAGAACAAGGCCCGCCUGGUCUCCCUGGAGUUAAAGGAGAGAGGGGUGAACGAGGUGAUGUCCAGUCCUCAUCUAACGUUCAGGCGAUCGCACGACAAGUCUGUGAACAACUCAUACAGAGUCAUAUGGCGCGCUUCAGCUCCAUCCUCAACCAUGUCCCGAGUGCGCCUGUGUCCGUCCGCACAGUUCCCGGACCCCCUGGUGAGCCUGGCAGGGCAGGAUCCCGUGGACCGCAGGGAGAGCAGGGUCCUCCUGGAAGGCCUGGGUUCCCUGGAAGUAAUGGAGAGAAUGGCCAACCAGGAUCCAGAGGUCUUGGGGGUGAGAAGGGAGAAAAGGGAAGCCCAGGCGUCGGAGUCCAAGGUCCCAGAGGCCCUUCGGGUCCUCCAGGACCACCUGGAGAAGGCCGGACUGGUAGCCCGGGUGGAUCUGGUCGCCCAGGCAACCCUGGUACUCCUGGCCGACCUGGCAUACCAGGCUCGGUUGGAUCAGCUGGCCCCCCUGGCUACUGUGACCAGAACUCCUGUGUGGGCUACAACAUAGGAGAGGAAGAAUCUGAUGGUGACCCAUCUCCUCGGGGUAUUUCCAUAGCCCAAGUGCCCAGCGCCUACCAGCCGUACGACCCCAGGGAACACGGCGAGGCAGAAGAAGGCGCAUACAACUACGGAGUUGCCUACGGCUCCGAGUACUACCAUCCCAACUACCCGGCCCCCCAACCCGUCGCCCCAGACGAUCCGCUGCUGGAAGCAGACGGAGCCACGGAGCUCCGGUCUCCCGGCGUGCACCGCUCCUCGCGCAGCCUGGCUGAGACAGCAGAGGACACCGCCGCCGCGGCCCAGGAGCAUCACGUCGGCCCAAAGGGAGACUUGAAACCUGCUGACCUCCAUUGAGCCUGUGGCUAGUCCAAAGCCACCUUGCCAGGACUCAGCGGCACACACGUGCGUGCUAUCUGUGGGAACAUCAUCAAGUGCCUGAUGCAAAGCCCCCGGAAAGGAUCUCUUGGUUGACUGGAAAGGGGGGGGGGGAGUAGGGGGUUGGAGGGGGAUGGGAGUAGGGGGUUGUGGGUGGGUGGGGGGGGGGGGGUUAAGGGCCAUUUUAGGACUAUCUCUCUGUCUCUUGCUGUCAACAUGCAUGGAGCCCCGAUUGUGUGAAUCAGCUGUGGUGUUUGUUUUUGUCCCGUAAUUUCUGGGUCUCAUAUCAGUGACCCCCCCAUGUCUGUGAGAAACAUUUGUACAGUCUGUGAUCUAACGCUGGCAAUGUCUCCCUGCCUCAGUCACUCACCUCCUAAGGCUUCAGUCGCCUCAUGUGUUAAGUGCCUGUUUAUACUCCUAGCAAAAUAGAUAUUUUUGUUUGAUUCUGUAGAUAUCGUAUGUGUUAGAAGGUUUUUUUCCCGGUGCGAUACAUACAAGGCACAACUCACAGAUGUCACCAUAUACAGAUUGGACAGUUUGGAAGAUCUGAGGGCACUUGAUUUAGCUCCUGUUAGAUUUUUUAAAUGAGGGAUUUACAUGAAAAUGCCUGAUUUGGGUUUGUUUUUGCAUUUUGCUAUUUGGAAGCCCUGAGGCAAAGGUGAUCAUAUGUGCUUGUCACUUGGUCACACUGGUUAUUUAUUUUGGAGAAAAGUACGAGCCCAUAUUAGAGCGGAUUGCAUGUUUUAUUUGUUUUUUGUUUUGGUGCCAGUGUAUUUUGUUUUCAGGUCAAAUUAGGAUUUUUACCAAUUAAAACAAAUCAACCUUUUUUCUACACAGGGCCUGAAUUCAAUUUAGGCCAUUUGGUUGGCUGCCUCUCAGAUCAGAUCAGGCAGCAAAAUUGUCUGAUUGUAUUCAAGCCUAAAUAUUAAAGGGGAAUAUAGGAUAGUUUAAAAUGGCAAAGAAUAAGCUGAGCGCCUGGUGGAUAUUAACGUUGUUACAUCUAUGACCUGAUGCAUUAUGUAAUGUAAUAUAGCAGUUAUUGCAAUAUGAUGGAUAUGUGUUCUUUAUAAUGUUUUGUUGUUACAUUAUAAUGGCUGAGUUUGACCCUACUGCAUUAUAUCGCAUUGUUAUUGUGUUAAAUAGUUAGGCCUGUGGUCUAAUUGCUGUCCAAAAGAAAAUCUUAUUGAACUGGACUCUGUCAAACCUCUUACCAUAAUUGUUGCUAUCAAGGAAAUAAUUUAUUUUUGACUUGGUAUUGUUUUUUCUAAAUCAUUAAAUAACAUAAGUACAGCCAUGAAAUCAAUAUUUGCUGUAGCUUUUGUUUUUCAAUCCAUGUAUAUAAAUCAGAAAAAAAGGCACUUGACUUUAAUCUUUAAUAUUGUUCUGUGUAUGGAGUCUUCAGAAAGGUUUCUUCAGUGUUUUAC